AGUAGAACACGCCACAGUAAAUUUUAAUAAAAUUGCCGAAACUCAAAACUUUGGAACCUUUACAAAUGGACCCUAGUGCUAAGUUUUUUUUCUUACUUGUUUUGAUAAUUUUUUCAGCUGUCGACUGCGACUAUUGCGAGGAAUAUGGCUUUGGCACGGGUGAAAGAUCAUAUCGUUGUUUAACUAAUAUUGAAAAUUUUCCAGCAGAAAUAAAUAUAGACAUUAAAACUUGUAACAAUGAUCCUGUGGUAAAAUUUCAUAUCAAAAUUAGCAAACUUAAUAUUAAUUUUGAAACUCAGGUGCAUGCUUCUCAAGAUAUUCAAAUACCUGGACUAUCAUUAUCUAGUUUAGCUGGUUUAUACAUUCAAGUAAAUUUUGAGGACGACCAUUCUGGAAAUAAAGAUAUAAAGGUAAUGCUACUAUUUAAAGUUUUUAAAGUUGUGAAACUGAAAUUGCAAUUGCUUAAUAAGACCAUCAGCAACUCAAAUUGUAAUGAUAUUUUAAAAAUGUGGAAUUCUGCAGAUGAUUCCUUGAAAUACGGCAUAACGGGUGGACUUUCAUUACUACUUGUUGGAUUAUUUUCUUGGUGCUGUUACUGUUGUUGUAGAAAAAAAAAAGCCAAACCCGCUAUAAUAAUGUCUGGAAAUAUUUUACCAUUAUUUCAAAGCAAAAUUCCUUACAAGAUACAUAACAAUGUUUAAAGUUAUUUGAAAAAGUUAACAUACCAACUUAUUGUUCAAAAAAAAAGUUUUUAUCUUUAACCAUAAAAUGAUUAAUAAAAAAAUGGCUACAAUCAGUUUUAUCAUUUAUAAUGCAUAAAAGGUUUAUAUUUUAACGAGUUUUGUUAUCCCUUAAAAAAUUAAAGUUAUGUAUUUUAUUGAAAUGAAGUUAUUUCUUGAAACACAACUUGUUAGAAAUAUUACAUUU
Molecule: messenger RNA, 927 nt
Organism: Hydra vulgaris (swiftwater hydra)
Lineage: Eukaryota; Metazoa; Cnidaria; Hydrozoa; Anthoathecata; Hydridae
Source: RefSeq, a predicted model, not a curated record